Molecule: messenger RNA, 819 nt
Organism: Aspergillus niger
Lineage: Eukaryota; Fungi; Ascomycota; Eurotiomycetes; Eurotiales; Aspergillaceae
Exons: 7
Coding region: 1-819 (272 amino acids)
Source: RefSeq, a predicted model, not a curated record
AUGCUUGCUGGGGCGGUUCUUUUGCCAUCGACUAUACUAAGCGGCAUAAGUGCAGUCGCAGCUCCCACGUGCUUGAAUGCAAAUGUCCAAAAGAACUUGGUUCUGGCCCGGUUGAUUUCUCCUCCGGACUCCGACUGGCCUGUGCGCUCGCUCCCAGAAACGAGGUUGAUAUUAGCUGUGAGAAGUGAAAACUUCUCGCAGCCAUUACCAAUGUCUCACCGAACUUGGCCACAGCACAACGCGACGGGCCAGAAAUCCGCCGUCUCUAACCAUCCGAGCCUACACCGACGUCGAAAUGGUAGAAGCGGACCGAGAAGCUUAGUGCGGCCGGGACUAAACUAUAGCGCAGGCGGGAAAGGCCACGGCCUCUGGGUCCUGGUUGAGAAAGGUAGGGCUCAAGCAGGACGACAACGACCCUUUCUGAGUAUUGAGAGAAGGCGUAUUCUCUCACCGGUUGGGGCUGGGAUAAGAGAAGUGGCCGAGCCACCGGCGACCAUUGAGGACGUUGAUUUGCUAACAGAUGGAGGGAUUGAAGAUCACUCACGGGAGAGAAGCGACGAAAGGGACGAUGUAUCCUUAAUUAGUAUUGGGCAAGAGUAUGGUUCCCUUACCGGACCGAUGCUACAUGUUAGAGGGAGCAAGCCGAGUAUCGAUGGGGGCCUGCGCAAGUUGAACGGAAUUCUGCCGGACGGCCUCCACAAUAUUAAUGCUCCUAGUCCUGAUGGUGGAAGUUGCUCCGCUCUCUUAGGGAGUUUUGACUCUGCUCUCGUUGCGAGAUCAGUCCUAAGUCGAUCUCACCCCAUGAAAGAUGUGCCAUAG